AUGUCGUUCUUACUCAAAGAGGAUACCCAACCGAUGACCGACCCUUCAGACUGGCCGCCACACCCCGAAUACCGACAACUCGACUUGCUUUUUCGAUGUUCAGUCUGCUUUGAAUUCUUCCAGACGCCAAUGAUGGCUAAAUGCGGGCACGUCUUUUGCGCAAAUUGUAUUAAUGCAUGUAUCAUUAGAGACCCGGGGUGUCCGCUUUGUCGUACGACAUGUUCUCUUGACGACCUUAGGAAAGAUAUUGUUCUUCAAGAUAUAGUGAAUCAGUAUAUUAUGAUUAGACCAGAACUAUUGAAAAUUGUCACAGAAUACUCGAUGUUAAAGAACGCCAAUAAGUCAGAGAUGGUGCAUCCCGUCGAGUUAGGAAAAUCAAUAACAAUCGCAGAAGCAUCAAAUUCUCCAUUGUCGCCACCAACUUCAUUAACAGUUUCUACCUCAUUGCCACCAUCGAUCUCAUCAGAAUCGUCACCUGAAGUGGAAUACCUUUUCACAGUCUUCCGAGAUGUAGCUCCUCCCCUUGAAAAUAAAGCAGUGCUGUCUACUUCAACUCAUCAUCAAACUCAUCAUCAAACUCCUCAAGAGGGCUUAUCAACAAUCGGCAGCAAAGCAGAAAUGAUUAAAAGACACGCGGAAUACGUAAACCUCUAUAACGCGAACGUGGACGCCACAAAUCCGAAAUCUCAUCGCGAACUCUUGUCUGAUAUGAGGAUUUGGGAAACAGCCCAAAGAAACAACAAAAAACGGAAUACAAAUUCCUCGGUACAACACCAUCUUAACAAAUAUCAAGAUCAGUUUAACGAAUUAAUUUCCAAAGCCAGACAAAAUUUGGGUCAGAUACAGUCUUUAUCAUCAUCAGUGUCAACUACUUAUUCAAGUCGAAAUGAUUAUAGUCAAUCAUCAUCACUAUCUGCUUUGGGUUCUCGUCAAUUUAGCAAUCAGCCACAAAUUGGCACUUCAUUAAGAGAAAGGAUCUAUAAUCUAUCAAAAAUUAUUAAUGGUCAAAAACAAUCUGUUGUUGCCUCGUCUUCCUUAUCUCCUCAAGAACAAUCUUUCUUGUCAUUAUCUGCAUCCUCUUCGUCUCCGCCGCGAUCCACCAAUAAUAUGAAAAGCCAACCAGGAAGUCGCGUUUCGACUCCACAAUAUCAUGGCAAUGUGGCAGCCUCUCCACGAGGACCGAAUAAUCGCAUGGCAUCAUCUGCUUCGUCUUCAUCGCCUAUCAAAUAA
Molecule: messenger RNA, 1230 nt
Organism: Ambispora gerdemannii
Lineage: Eukaryota; Fungi; Glomeromycota; Glomeromycetes; Archaeosporales; Ambisporaceae
Source: the annotation of a GenBank genome assembly